This is a messenger RNA of Oncorhynchus gorbuscha (pink salmon), 4733 nucleotides long. Its product is annotated as 5'-3' exoribonuclease 1-like. Gene Ontology annotation, molecular function: 5'-3' RNA exonuclease activity; RNA binding. The record is from RefSeq and is a predicted model, not a curated record. The transcript is spliced from 37 exons. Lineage: Eukaryota; Metazoa; Chordata; Actinopteri; Salmoniformes; Salmonidae. The coding region runs from base 326 to 4588 and encodes 1420 amino acids. Gene Ontology annotation, biological process: nuclear-transcribed mRNA catabolic process; rRNA catabolic process. Gene Ontology annotation, cellular component: nucleus.
GGAAUGAAAGCGUCAAACGAAAAUAAAAACAAAGGCCAUAUUUGUUAGAAUUUUUAUUUAAUUUUAUAAAGCGUGUUUUAUUAAUAGUUGUUAAAAUACUAGCGAAUCAGUCACAGACUAGGCCUGUGUUACUAUUUUCUGUUUGAGAGCUGGCAUUUUGGUUAUUUCGUCAUUGAUUCCACCCGGACUGUUUUACUGGCUGUACAGUUCCAUUCUACCGAACGGAACCCCCAGUAGCCGAAGCAACUUCUCAUGUUACUUUACGCAUCUCUUAUACCCUUGCAUUUGUAUUAAUUUAACCCCAAAUUAAGAGUUUGUGGUCAAGAUGGGAGUGCCGAAAUUCUACCGAUGGAUUUCUGAAAGAUACCCUUGCCUGAGUGAAGUUGUCAAGGAACAUCAGAUCCCAGAGUUUGACAACCUCUACCUGGAUAUGAAUGGCAUCAUCCACCAGUGCUCCCACCCCAACGAUGAGGACGUCCACUUCCGUAUCUCGGAGGAGAAGAUCUUUGCGGACAUCUUCCACUACCUGGAGGUGCUGUUCAGGAUCAUCAAGCCCAGGAAGGUGUUCUUCAUGGCUGUGGACGGAGUGGCUCCCCGGGCCAAGAUGAACCAGCAGAGAGGCAGGAGAUUCCGGUCGGCCAAAGAAGCAGAGGACAAGAUAAAGAAAGCCCUUGAGAAAGGAGAGGUCCUACCCUCUGAGGCCCGCUUUGACUCCAACUGCAUCACACCUGGGACGGACUUCAUGGCCAGGCUACAGGAGCAGCUCAAGUAUUUUGUCAACAGCAAACUAUCCACAGAUAAUGCCUGGAAAGGAGUUAACGUCUACCUUUCCGGACAUGAGACUCCAGGAGAAGGAGAACACAAGAUCAUGGAGUUUAUCCGCAGGGAAAACUCAGAGCCAGGCCACGACCCAAACACACGCCACUGUCUCUAUGGCCUGGAUGCUGACCUGAUGAUGUUAGGUCUGACCAGCCACGAGCCACACUUCUCCCUACUCAGAGAAGAGGUCCGCUUUGGAGGGAAGAAAAACCAGAAGAGAAUAACAGCUCCAGAGGAGACAACCUUCCAUCUACUGCACCUGUCACUAUUUAGGGAGUACAUAGACUACGAGUUCUCUGAAGUUAAGAACAAGAUCUCGUUUGAGUACGACCUGGAGCGAAUCAUCGACGACUGGAUCCUAAUGGGCUUCCUGGUGGGGAAUGACUUCAUCCCUCACCUUCCUCAUCUUCACAUCAACCAAGACGCCCUGCCUCUCCUUUACCGCACCUACAUCAGUGUGCUGCCAACGCUGGGAGGGUACUUGAAUGAGAAUGGCCACCUGAACCUGGGCAACUUUGAGAAGUACCUGGAGAAACUGUCCGAGUUUGACAGGGAGCACUUCAACGAGGUGUUUGUGGAUCUCAAGUGGUUUGAGAGUAAGGUGGGCAACAAGUACCUGAACGAGGCCGCGGGACUGGCAGCAGAGGAGGCUCACAGCAAGGACGCCGGGAGGAAAGACCCGGACUCUCUGCGUCUGACUACUCUGGAUGGCGGGAAGGACCGAGUCCCCGGUCGCGGUUUUGAGGAGGAUGGUGAAGAAGAGGACAUGUUUGAGGCAGAGUUCAGACAGUACAAACGCACCUACUACAUGACCAAGAUGGGAGUGGAGGUGGUCUCAGAUGAGUUUCUAGCAAAUCAGGCGUUGUGCUAUGUGGAGGGAAUCCAGUGGAUCCUGCAUUACUAUUACCAUGGAGUCCAGUCCUGGAGCUGGUAUUACCCUCACCACUACGCCCCGUUCCUGUCAGAUGUGAGGAACAUAGCCCAUCUGAAGUUGACCUUUGACAUGGGCAAGCCUUUCAUGCCCUUCCAGCAACUACUGGGAGUCCUGCCCGCUGCCAGCAAAGACCUGCUUCCCCAGAGCUACAGGCACCUGAUGACAUCAGAGAAUUCUAGCAUCAUUGAGUAUUACCCUCUGGACUUCAAGACGGACCUCAACGGGAAACAGCAGGAGUGGGAGGCUGUGGUGCUCAUCCCCUUCAUCGACGAGAGAUGUUUGCUCGCUGCGAUGGAGCCUUAUAACGAUCACAUGACCAAGGCUGAGAAGGCCCGUAACCGCCACACCGAGUGUGCUGUGUACAGCUACCACGCUGAGCUAGACUACCCUUACACCUCCACCCUGCCUGACCUGUUCCCCAGCAUCAUGCACUGCCAUGUCAGGGUGACAUCGGUUCCCAUGGACGCGUGGCACGUGUCGUUGAGCCACGUGGGGCGCAGCGACAACAGCAGCCAGCUCUACUUCCUCGGCUUCCCCACCCUGCAGCACAUCAGACACAAGUUCUAUAAGAAGAAGCACGGAGUGGUGGUGUUCCAGCAGAGCAGCCGAGGAGAGAACAUGAUGCUGGAGAUCACACGUAGCAAAGAGGAACCCGUGUGUGGCGAUGUGGCGGCCCUGGUCCUGGGUUGCUCUCUGUUUGUCAACUGGCCCCACCUAGAGGAGGCCAGGGUGACAGCGGUGUCUGACGGGGAGAGAAGGUUCUUCCUGGAGGAGCCGGCGGGAGUGCAGAAGCUGUAUGACCGGGACUCACCCCCCCCCACCAAGGUCACCUACCUCAGUGACAAGGAGCAGAAGGACUGGGUGAAGGAUGUCCAGGGCAUCACUGAGCAUUUCAGUAAGCGCAAGGGCAUCGUGGUGAAUGAGACGGCGGUGGUGUUGUAUGCCCAGCUGCUGACAGGCAGGAAGUAUGUACCUGGGCAGAGCGGACAGGUGCACCUGGAGAAACAGUGGUCCAAGCAGAUAAUGCCCUUCGCCUACCAGACCAUUGUCAAGGAUAUCAAGGCCUUUGACUCGUCGUCGACUCGCUUCCAGACCCUGGAGGAGCUGUUUCCCCCGACGACCACAGUGUUCAUGGUGGGGAACCCCUACUACGGAGCCAUGGGAGAGGUGCAGGAGUCUAGUGACGUCAUCGAAGAGGGACGAGUGUGGGUAGUGUUCACGGUGCCCUGUGAACCACCGAUGGAAGCCUUAAUACAGAACCAGCAUAAAUACUGUGUGAAGUACAGUCCCGGCUACGUUCUGGCCUCUCGCCUCGGCAUCACCAGCUACCUCGUCUCCAGAUUCUCCGGCAGCAUCUUCGUCGGCAGAGGAUCCAAGAAGAAUCCCCAUGGGGAGCAGAAGGCUAACGUUGGUCUGAACCUGAAGUUCAAUAAGAAGAAUGAGGAGGUGCCAGGUUACACCAAGAGAACCGAGAAGGAGUGGCUCUACUCUGACGCUGUGGAGGAGCUGAUGUCUGAGUACCUGGAUAGGUUCUCCGAAGUGUUUGGCCUGGUGUCCAGGAACAGUCACGACGAUGUCUUCUACGAGGACGACAUCUGGCCUGCGGAGUACGAGAACGGCGCGGAGAAGGUGAAGGAGAUCACUUCCUGGUUGAAGACCCACCCAGUCGCCGACGUCGCCCGCACGUCAUGUGACCUGCAGAUCCUGGACAAGGCCAUCGUGGAGCGGAUCGAGGAGGAGGUGGUGAAGGCUAAGGUGAAGAAGAGCAGCGAGAAAGUACGUGUUACUGUGAAGCCACGUUUGCUCUUCAGGCCCUUAGAGCAGCAGCACGGUGUGGUCCCUGACCCGGAUGCAGAGUACCACCUGUUUGACCGAGUGGUCAACGUCAGAGAGAGCUUCUCUGUCCCCCUCGGCCUCAGGGGAACCAUCAUCGGCAUCAAGGCAGCUGAUCGGGAGGCCGAGGUGUUGUAUGAGGUUGUUUUCGAUGAAGAGUUUGCUGGUGGACUUACGAUCAGGUGUGCGGCGGGCCGUGGCUACAGGCUGCCUCCCUGUGCCUUAAUCAACCUGAGCCACGGGGGCCGUGUAGAGCAGGGCUUCCAUAAACUGACCGCCGUCGUCAAGCCCCAGCCCGCCUCCUCCCACCAGCACAGAAAAGAACAGCUGGUCGGGCUGAACCAUUCACCGCGAUCACCCUUCAUAUCCACACAGCAGCAGAACGGCAGACAGAACAUUCUCAGGGCAGACACUCAGGGCAACAAAAACUCUGCACACAAAGCAAGCCAGAAACUGAAACCUAAGGGUAAAGAUGAGGAGUUCAGCAACGUGUGGCAGUCUCUGCAGAGCUCUGGAAUGCCCCAGAAACCACCAGCUCACUGGCAACAAGACAAUCCGGGUAAGUCUGCCUGGGGUACAGGGUCUCCCGGACAAGAAGGGCAGUUCCAAGGGCAACAAGGCAGGAACCAACCCCAGAGUCAACAACCGCAACCUCCCAAACCUGGUCCUGCAGGAAGUAUCAGACUUCUCAAGAGAAACGAAGAUGUAGAUUCUCUGUUUCCGGCUCAGAAUGCUACAAAGAAGCAGACAGAGUUCGAGGAGUUGAUUGCCAACCUGAAGAUCACCAAGGGCAACGAGUCAGCUCCACCCCCUCCAGCCAAAGAGCCCACGAGCCAAACGGAGGAGCCGCUUUCUCCGCAGUCGUUUGCUAUGAAGGGAACUCUGGCCCUGAAGGAGAUGCUGAACAUUGGCGCCGCCCCCGGACUCCACUGGUCCCGCCUCCAACACACAGCAGCAGAACAAGAGACGACCCACCAAGAAACUGGCGGCGACGAUGGGUGACUCUGUGUUACCCGCGUCCCCAGCAGCAGCAGUCCCUCACCUGCCGUCCCUCCAGCCCUCCGCCAUGGUUCCCAGUGUGGCCUCAGAGCUGACCAGGAUCUGUAUGGGCCUGGGUAUGGCCCCGCCUGACUUCACCUUCAUGCGC